AGGAGGAACAUUUCCGUAACCAAUAGCAUAACCUGUACUAUGUUACAGUCAGGCCUCAGUGAAAUGUGAGUUGAUUGGACGUCACUGCAAGUCCUAACAUAAAAACUAGAUAAUACAGCUCACUUCUACCAGACAUCGUACUCUCCGGCCAGGUGAUCGCACUCCCCACAAAAGUGACUUUAUAUUGAGGCGACAUCCCUACACACAUUGUACAAGUUACAAGGUUUUACGUGCAAAUCGCGGGACCUCUGGUGGGAGGAGGGAUGGCAAAGCCAAUGGCUCACCUUUGGUUCCUCUUGUUUCUUUAUCUGACUGUUGUAUCAAGGUCCACAAGCUUAUUGUGCGACACAGUAAUAUCACCGGGCUAUAAUGGGACCAUCGAGUCUCCAGGAUUUCCACAGGAAUACUACGGGGACCAGAACUGUUCGUACACCUUCUCUUCGGGAAGUUCUUAUAGCACCUGGCAAAUCAAUUUCACCUUCUUUAACCUGCCGAACACAUCAUGUGACAGUGAUUACAUCGAGGUGUACAACAAUUCGCAGUACCAAAGGUAUUGCUACAACUCGACACCUCCUCCUGACCUGAGAGACAUCUACAGAUUUCGGUUUGUCUCCAGCAUAAACGCGUCCGCAGGCUUUGGGUUCCAGGCUCGUGUGAGCAAAGUGCCAAAAUGUGGAAGUACAGACAUACGUCUGCACGAGAAUAGUCCAUUUCAAAUGUACUAUUCUCAGAACGAGCCAGUGCAUGGAAGAUGUGAAUGGACAUUAACUGCAGAACAGGGACUGGCCAUCGUGAUGAUAGGUUACAUCAGCUACAAUGACAUAAACGUAAAUCAACAAUUUAAAAUGUACAGAGGAAGAACCAAAGAUAACAGUUCUUUGAUCACAAUAAGUAAAUCCAGAUACAACGAGAUCGCUAUCGAUGAGGCAUCCAACAUCAUACUCAUCGAGUACAUUGCCAAUGAAACUUCUUAUUUUUAUGUGUAUGUGACUUUCAUGGCUUACAACCGCACACAGAACUCCACAUGUGGUUCAGCAACAUAUAACAGUUCUGUGGAAGGCGUCAUCAAUCUAUACACAGAUGGACUUUCAAACAUCAACGGAUACUACAGGAACGGAAUCUGCACCUGGACUAUUGAAGCUCAAGAGGGCGAAGUCAUUCAGCUCGAAGUUACAUACUUUUACAUCCAAUCUGCAACACCCGGAUGUAACGACUCUGCCCGCAGUUAUCUAGAAGUUUACGAUGGAUCACAAACGGAAGACCGUUUACUUGUUCGAGCCUGCAGUUUUGAUCCGCUGGUCCCUGUAACAUCUAAGACCCGGCGCCUUGUGGUUGUACUGACACUCGACGAAGAGUUUGGCUUCACUCGGGCUUCUUUUACAGCUCGUUACAAGUCUUUUAAUAACUCUGCCAUUUUGAGGGAUUGUGGCGGGGACAUUUAUGGUGACGAGGGUGUUGUGUCGUCUCCAAACUACCCGGCGAACUACGACAACCUACGAGACUGCGAGUGGAGGAUCACAGUGGAAGAUUCGUUCAACAUUAGGGUGGACAUACAUGACCUUGACAUCAGGCCCUAUAAUUACGGGUAUUACUGUGCUGGAGAUUCUUUACUGUUUACAGGGGCAUAUCCCUUUGGCUACAGUACAGGGCUGUACUACCGAGUAUGUGGAACAUAUUAUGGCUACUACCGUGGACCUCCGAUAUAUUCUACAAACAACAGUUUGACGAUGAGGUUUGUCUCUGACUGGGAGAAUACUGGACGAGGGUUCAAUGCGUCUUGGAGAAAAGCAUGUGACAUGAUACUGCAGACUUCAAACGGCUGGAUUAAGUCACCAAGGUUUCCUACCGGGUACCCGAACAAUUUGAACUGUUCGUAUAUCCUACAAACACCUAAUAACCAACCUGGCUACUUCAUUACCUUCACUUUCAACAGCUUUGACCUACAAGAGCCUGAUUCCAAAGGAUCCUGCAUAUACGAUUAUCUAGAGCUAGUGCAAGUUCCAUCUUAUAACCCCGGAUACUUCAUAACUCCGAAUGCUAAAGUGUUCUGUGGAAGAGGACCAACGCAAAGCUUGACCACCUACUUUCCAACCACCAUACACUUUGUCACAGACGGCAGUAUAACUAAGGGUGGCUUCAACAUCUCCUUUAUACAGACAAUGGCUGGGUGCGGCGAAAGCUUGUAUAUGGGAGAGAAAGGUUUUGUCACUAGUCCUAACUACCCAGGGACAUUUCCUCGACUUAUUAACUGUACGACUACCAUACGGGUAGAACCUGGACACAACAUCACUUUAACCUUCCAGUCAUUUUUCUUGGGCAACUAUCUGGCAAACGUAAAUGGAAGUAACUGUUGGUGGCGGGCUGGAGGUGUCUUGGAAGUCUACGAUAGAAUUUCAUCACAAUCAGUUUUGACUGGAACAUAUUGUGGGUACUCAUCGCCCCAGCCUAUCACGUCGACCAGCAAUGAGCUGACCCUCGUCUUCAGAUGCACCUAUAACGAUUAUGCUACUGGGUUCAACGCAACAUACAUAUCGACUUUAGCAUUGACCGCUUUUAGAGACUGUGGGGGACAACUGAAUGGAACAAACGGGGAAAUAAUCUCCCCUAGAUACCCGGACCUUUACCCGGCUAACGCUGUGUGCGAGUGGAUCAUCACCGGAGACACGGGAGAUAGGGUCAGACUGUCGUUUGUGGACUUCCACCUUCAGGACACCAUCUCGUGUCAACUUGACUCGCUAGAGAUGCGAGAUGGAAGCAGCGUGUACUCCCCUCGCCUGGACAGAGUGUGUGGUGACGCAAUUCCUCAGGAAGUGACGUCUACUGGCAACAUAAUGUUAGUCAGAUUCGUCACAGAUGGAGAAAUGACGUAUAGAGGAUUCAAAGCAUCUUGGACAUCAGUCUGUGAGGAGACAUACAGAACUACAGAAGGAAUCAUCCAAUCCCCAUCGUACCCUAACAGUUAUCCUCGACGCAAACAAUGCACCUACUUCAUUGAACAGAGGGAGGGCUACGUGUUUGAACUGACGUUCACCAACUUUAGUCUUGGCGACAUCAGAGGCAGCUGUAGCAAGAAUUAUGUGGAGGUACGAGAUGGCGGCUUUGACACCUCCCCGCUGCUCGGAUCACGUUACUGUGGAGGAGAUUUGCCGCCUGUCUUGACGUCCUCACAAAGCCUCAUGUGGAUACGGUUUGUCACCGACGGCUCUUCGACCAACAAAGGCUUCAGAGCAACUUUCAAGAUAGGCACACCUUCUUGCGGUUCGAAAACGCUGACAGAGAAACAAGGGGUCUUCACAAGCCCUAACUUUCCUAACAUCUACCCUAACAACGUGGAGUGCACCUGGUUGAUCCAGGGUGUGCCAAACGAAGUCGUUACUUUGACUUUCACCUCGUUUCAGCUGGAAGGGUGGACAUCGUGUCCUUGGGACUGGGUCAAAGUUUAUGAUGGAGACAAGCUUUUGAACACGUUUUGCGGCUCAACAAUUCCAUCAGCCAUCACAACAGAAACCAAUGUGAUGACAGUUGUCUUUCACACAGACUGGAGCGUGAUAUAUCAGGGAUUUUCUGCUUACUACAAAAUCUACAACAUGAACUCAGACGAGCAAAAAAGACAAUAUGAUCUGUAUCCAUAUGGGGAGGCCAAUGGUGACAGACAGCUAUUGAAAGAAAAGGACAGUGUUGCACCAGUCUACAUAAAAACAGGAUUUCCUUUCAAAGAAACACUUCAGUAUAAAGCCUUUGUGUCUCAAAAUGGACUGAUUAGUUUCGAGAAACAAGACAAGGGCAAGAAACAGAUGCUCAAGAAAGACAGAAUACAGAUCCUGCCGUUUCACACGGACAUCAGCCUCAGCAAUAAGGACAGUGCCGUGUUUUACCGUCUGACCACAAACAACAACACAAUCCUGAAUAAGGCCAGCGCUGAGGUCAGAGAGUUCACGCAAUACAAGGACUACACAGCCAGCCUCGUUCUCGUCGCCACGUGGCACAGAGUUUCCCACGAACAAAGCAGAAACCCAAAUGCAGAGCAAGCAACCUUUCAAGUCGCAUUAGUAUCCAAUGGAAGACAGACGUUUGGAAUAAUUUUCUAUAAGAAUGGAGCAAUGAAGUGGAAAAAAAGAAGUAAUGAAAAGUUAAUCAUUGGGGUGACCAAUGGAAACGAAGAUGAAGCCAUUUUGUCGGAAUAUUCCAAUACAAAGAUCGGCUUCCAGGACCUUGACAAAACCAUCGGAAACACAGGUCGUUACGGCAUGCAGAUCUACGAGCUGGGUGACAGGUACAGCGCUGACCAGGUCUGUCAGGAUUGGUACGACCGCAACCUGCCCCUGGACGUCGAGCGCCAAAAGAACUUUCAGCGUCUUCCUCAGUGUCCCUGCCAUUGGAACUUCCUGUGGGGCAACUGGAUCUGGUCUCACUAUAUCCACGACUACACAGUAAUAUGCUACAGGAUGAUUCUAGGCAGGUCUCGAUCCGUGUCUCCACAUGGUCAGGAGUGCUGCUACAGGUGGAGAUGGAACUGGUGGAACUGGUGGGACUGGUCCUCCAACGGUCAGUUCAUCGCCGACGCUCCUGAUGCUGGUUCGGCCACGGCCUUCAACCCUGUCUUCUGGUCACUACGCGCUGACUACCAGCGAGAAGACAGGGAGGCCCAUGACAUUUGCUGCUACAACACUACGUCACCAGAGUACUGUCAGAUGUACUACGAGCUCAGACCUGUACGAACAUGCACCACGAGGAUGCCGUUCAGCUUCUCUUUCACCUGGGGUGACCCUCACAUAAAAACGUUGGAUGGAGGCGAGUACACCUUCAAUGGUUGGGGUGAGUACAUCAUGUUCUCAGUGAUGACUACGGGAACCAAUUGUACCCUGCAAGGUCGCACGGGACUGGCGGAGACGGAGAACGGCACGCUGACCAACGCCACGGUCUUCACGGCCUUUGGCGCCGAGGAGAACGGCGUGCGAGUGUUUGUCGAGCUCCAGAACGGCACGGACGGUAUGAUCAUCUUCGGCGAUAACACCGAGUACACAAUCGAGUUCCUGCAACAGGAAAAUAAUUUUCUUGUUGAGGCAGAGGCAUUCACGCUCAAGAACGACAACAACAGUCUGACCGUUACGUUUUCAUCCGGUAUCGGCCUGACCAUUUCUGUCGGCUUCAAGUCCCUAGACAUUGCAGUCACUAUGCCCGAAGAAUUUCGCGGGCUAAUCAAAGGGUUGCUGGGUAACUUCAAUGGUAACCCUAGCGACGACUUUUUGCUACCAAAUGGAAGGACCCUGAGUUCCAAUCUCACAGACCGCCAGAUCUACGAAACCUUCGGCCCCUUUUGGGCUGUGACCGAGGAGAACACUGUGAUGAGAUAUCCGCCCAGAAGAGGACCUGCCAACUACAGCCACCCGGAUUUCGUGCCCAUCUUUCUGGACGAGCAGCCACAAGAUGUCCUGCAGGCUGCCAGAGCCAAAUGCGGCGAUUCUGUUGCUUGUAUCUAUGACUACGUCGCAACUGGCAGUGCCGCCAUGGCUGACGCCAGUAAGGACACCGCCGGCAAGGCUGACGACAGAGAGAAGCUCAGUAAAAAUACUGCACCAAUCUUAACUUUCAACGCAACCUUGACUGUGGUAAUCGGUCAGCCAGUGAACUUUAACCUGGGAGGUUACGACCCUGACAAGGGAGAUGUCCUGACAUACCAUGCUGUGAAUAAGAGCGAUUUGGUUGUCCAGGUUGAUCCUAGAACUGGUGACGUCACAUUGAACGUCACCUCAGCAAAGACAGUGACCGUUAGCUUUUAUGCCGAAGACUCGUUGAAAGUGCAGUCCCCCGUCCGUGACGUGUCCAUCAUCGCCUGCAACAGCACCUGCAGAACACACGGCACGUGCGACUUUUUGACCCCAAUCCCCACAGAUGUCGCCACCUUCUUUUGGGCUUCGUGUACGUGCGCGCCUGGGUGGACAGGUAAGGACUGUGACGAAGACUUGGAUGCCUGUCAGAAGAGUCCGUGUGGAGCCGAGCAGGAGUGUGUGGACCUGACCCCGGCGCAGCAAGGAAGCAGUGAGAUAGGAUUCCGGUGUGGAGCCUGUCCAGUCGGCUUUAUGACCGAUCCCCUGGACGCGACAAGGUGCAUUGAUGUCAAUGAGUGCGUUAACUCGACCCUCACCACGUGCGGUAGGAACGCCACAUGCGAGAACACGCCUGGCUCCUACAUCUGUGUCUGCGCCAGCGGCUUUCGACUUCAAACGAACUUCAACUGCGAAGACAUCAACGAAUGUGCUGAACACACCGACAAUUGCCAGCAAGUUUGUGUCAACUCCGAAGGAAACUUCGACUGUCAGUGCUACCCAGGGUACACGCUCUCAGACAAAGGUACAUGUGAACCUGACAGUCAAACGAGUGGCACGUGUGCUGUACUGGGUUGUGAUCAUGGCUGCAUUGUAACCCCUGACCUCAAUGGCACCCUAGUGCCCUCCUGCUUCUGCAACUCAGGCUUUAGGUUGUCUGGAAACAGGACCUGCGUGGACAGGGACGAGUGUAGCGAGGGUGUGUGCAGCCAGGCUUGCGUCAACACCGUGGGCAGCUUCUUCUGCAAGUGUUACACCGGUUACCUUCUUGGCAGUGACGAGCGAACGUGCUCACCCUGUCCCAGCAUGCAGUACGGCACCGACUGCAGCCUGACCUGUCAGUGCAGUGGCAGGGCGCUGACCUGUGACCCGGUCACCGGAUGCGUGUGCCGGGAAGGCUGGCGGGGCAUCAGAUGUGACGAGGACAUAGACGAGUGCACAGAGAAUCCUGACAGGUGUGGUGCAGGGUACGUCUGCUCCAACACAAACGGUUCCUUCAUCUGUGAUUGCCCUUCUGGAUAUUCAAAAAAUGCGGCUGGUAAAUGCGAAGACGUGGAUGAGUGCGCGCCACGCUCAGUGCUGAAUACCUGCGGGGAGCUUGAGGACUGCAUCAAUGUGCCAGGUACCUUCUACUGCAGGUGUCGCACCGGCUACAGACGUCAGAACGACCACUGUACAGAUGUCAACGAAUGCGCUAACGGUGCCUCCGAUUGCGAACAGUUAUGUGUAAACGUGGAGGGCUCGUACAAUUGUGAAUGUCGCUAUGGUUACACAGCAAAUCCUGACAGAACCACGUGCUACAUGUCUGAGAACGUGUGUAGAGAUUUUGAGCUGCUGGACUGCCAACAGGGAUGCUCGCUUGAUGACAGUGACAGAGGAGUGUGUUUCUGUCUGGUCGGUUAUCAGCUGAACCACGACAACAUCACGUGCAGCGAGAUCAAUCCUUGCCUAAACGGGAGGUCAGGAUGCUCUCACGGCUGUGAAAAUACAGGAGUGCAUUACACGUGUUCUUGUCCUCCUGGCAUGAUGCUGGACAACGACCUGAGGACCUGUAUAGCAUGCCCGCCUGGGACAUACGGCGACAACUGUGCGCGCGACUGCACGUGCGGGACUGGCUCCAGCGGCUGUAACGCCACCACAGGGUGCGUGUGUAAACCCGGGUGGACGGGUACCAACUGUGACCAGGACGUCAACGAGUGCGACACGGUGUCCGCGCAGGAGGAAUGCCGUCAGCGCCAAGCGAAUUGCCUCAACCUACAGGGAGGCUACCGCUGUCAGUGCCCCCCAGGCUACACCACAGACCAGAGCAACAUCUGUCGUGACAUCGAUGAGUGCACCAGCAGUCCAAGUCCGUGUGGUCAGAUCUGUGAGAACUCCCUCGGCAGCUACCGUUGUCUCUGCAACACCGGCUUCUUUUUCAACGCCUCAUCUAAGCAGUGCGAGGAUGUGGACGAGUGCGCUCUGACGGCGACCAACAACUGCACACAGCGCUGCGACAACACCCUCGGCUCCUACCGCUGCGGCUGCAACAUCCCGGGUUCUGUGUUGAGUAACGAUGGUGUCACCUGUCAAGCCAGUGUCAACUGUACACGAACUGACUGUCCCAGAGACAACGGGGGAUGCAGUCUGGAGGAGUGUUUCUGUAACAGCGGCUACAACAUGAGCAUCAAUAACGACACCUGUUCAUUUAUACCCGUUAACUGGUGCGGCGUGGCCAGUCCAUGUCAACAAACUUGCAGCAAUGCGGCGGACGGCAAAACCUUCUACUGCAGCUGCUCUGCUGGGUACUUACUCAACAAAGAUGGCCGUACAUGCAGGGAGUGCCCGGAUAAUACUUACGGCACGAACUGCGCUAAUGAGUGCACGUGCAACAGACAAAACACUCAGUCGUGUAACAAGACUACUGGCGCCUGCACGUGCAAGGGAGGCUGGACUGGCAGCACGUGCGACACGGAUGUUAACGAAUGCACAGCAGGCUCUGUGACGUGUCCGGUAAACUCAAUCUGUGUCAAUCUACCUGGGACCUACCUGUGCUCUUGUUAUUCUGGUUUCUUCAAAUCAAACCAGACAUGCUUAGAAUGUGCUGAAGGCUUUUACGGGGCCAGCUGCGCCAGUGCAUGCAGCUGCAGCGUCAACACCGUCUCCUGCAACAAGACUACGGGCUCCUGCACGUGCAAGGCUGGCUGGACCGGCACGCGCUGUGACACGGACGUCAAUGAGUGCGCCCUCGGCGUCAUCAACUGUACAGGCAGUCACGUGGUGUGUGUCAACGUGGACGGCGGCUACCGAUGCGACUGUUCAAGUGGAUACACUUACAAUACGUCAUCUUCCACAUGUUCUGAUACCGACGAGUGCUCCAACGACAUGGACGACUGCCUUCAGGUGUGUACAAACACUAACGGAAGCUAUACCUGCAGCUGCGCGUCUGAUUACUGGGGAACUGGCAAUGAUUGUACAGAGAUGACUAAAGUCCCUGCCACACUGGUGGUGGACAUUCCCAUACCAGCCAGCGAGCUCGCCAAUCCUUACAGCGUGAAGUAUGAAGGGUGGAAGCAGAUGACUGCAGGCGCGGUGUUUAAACGUUUGACAAGCCGCGUGCCAGGCCUCAAGGAAGUACACAUUCUACGCCUUAGUGCCGGCAGUCUCAUUGUUGAUUGUCAGUUUGUGCUUGACGACCACACCUACCUAACGGCGGUGUCAGAUUUGAUCUCGAGUCUGGCAGACCUGGCUUUCACCAGUAUAACCAUUGGCAAUUACUCGGGGAAUGUUGUCAUCACCGUGAAAGGAACCUCUGUAUCAUCGGCCUCCUUGUGUACGGUGUACGACCUGGUCAGCCAGUGCCCCAGCGGAGAGCAGUGUCAGGUGGAGGACAGCAAGCCGGUGUGCAGAACAAAUCCAAAGGAUGACGUGGCGCUCAUUGUGGGGCUGACUGUGGGGCUCACACUUGCAAUCCUGCUGAUUGUGGCUGUAGUCAUCAUAUACAUCAAGAAGAAGAAAACUAGGAAAGGGACACGAAAAAAUUCUUCUGUCGUGCCUGUUUCAUCUAAAGGUGAAGUCUACCCAAGUGUCGUGAUGCCAGCCUGGGAAAUGACAUCCAAUGAAAAGCAGCUAAUCGACUAGACAUAACCCACUAGAAUACAUCGAAAUCUCCAUUCUCCACUUCAUGUAAUCGACUUCAAGUGAAGAGGUCCAAGUCAACCAGUAGAAGACAUCGAGGAAUCCAUAAACUCCUUUAAAUAAGCCAGCAUCAUAAUAAUAAAAACACAAACACAAGCUUACUGUGACACAGAAAACAACCGAUGUGUCUCGUUACUGCACUGAUUGUUUUAGGAGGAACUGUACACUGGAAUAUGGAGAGGAACCAGAAGGUUGCAUGGCACCGUGUGACAGACACAAACAGAAAGCAAAGUGAAAGGAGGAGACUAGUGUGACCUCAGUUGUUAUUAACGUUGUUUGUGAAGGUUAGGCCAUCAUCUGUGGAUUUGUACUGGAAACAAGGCAUAUCAGCACAGUUCUUACAACAACGAAGAACAUUCUAGUAACGGAGGAAGUGGAGGUUUUUCUAAUUCGUAACUAUUUUUCUUUUUUAUCUCUGAGUGAUACUAUACAUAGUGAUACUGUACAUAUAGACAUGCUCCCAUCCAUCCCAAUAUGUAAUAUCUCACUUACCCCUAUCCCCCACCGCCACCCUGCUACACACACUAUCAACUUAGUUCAAAACCCUUAGUAAUAUCUUCACUAAUUGGUCUAAUCUUCUGAGGGUUUAUUUAUGUUUUUGAAGUUAAUGAAUUUAUAAACAUUAGGGUUGUGAAUGUAGUAAAGUGGUAAAUAUUUUUUUACACCUAUCAAUUUUUUACAAUUAAAUAGAUAGUGGAAUUCGUACCCUAUUUCCUUAGUAUUACAGGCUACUGAACCUUUCACUUCUAGGUAUAUGUUUGCCUACAUUUACUCGCAGGAUAAAGGUUAUUCAAUAAAAUGAAUUUUAUUCGAGAUGAUGAUUGGGGGAAGUAUUUUUAAGUAGUGCUCUAGUUUAAAAAAAACUACUUUUAAACAUUCUAUAAUUUGAGUUUAUUUGUUUGGAAUAUAUUUCACAUAUCCAAUUCUGUAUAUACUGAUACUAUACGCCUGAUGUGUUUAUGGUUUUAUGCUCUAUUGAUAAUAGAUGAUGAAUGAUGAUAGUGUUUUUAUUUGAACUUUUUUACCGCUGUCAUGUAUGUCAUAUACAGUAUUUUCCUUAGUGAUAUUUUGCGACUAAUGCUGUGAUAAAUGUGAGAUAUUGUUAGUUAUAUUUUAUUAAUAAUAUUUAUUGUGAUUUGAGUUUUAAUUAAUCUUCUUUUAACAAAUACAGUAAUAAUUAUAAAA
This is a messenger RNA of Pomacea canaliculata, 10688 nucleotides long. RefSeq lists its product as uncharacterized. Gene Ontology annotation, molecular function: calcium ion binding. The coding region runs from base 264 to 9446 and encodes 3060 amino acids. Gene Ontology annotation, biological process: cell-matrix adhesion. The transcript is spliced from 57 exons. The record is from RefSeq and is a predicted model, not a curated record. Lineage: Eukaryota; Metazoa; Mollusca; Gastropoda; Architaenioglossa; Ampullariidae.